Messenger RNA from Podarcis muralis (Common wall lizard), 2974 nucleotides. It is a transcript of the gene SLC19A3, whose product is annotated as solute carrier family 19 member 3. Lineage: Eukaryota; Metazoa; Chordata; Lepidosauria; Squamata; Lacertidae. Gene Ontology annotation, cellular component: plasma membrane. Gene Ontology annotation, biological process: vitamin transport; transmembrane transport. The record is from RefSeq and is a predicted model, not a curated record. Gene Ontology annotation, molecular function: thiamine transmembrane transporter activity.
UUCACAAAAGUGUAUUUUUAAGGAUGGCUGUGUUUGGUUUGCGUAUUGUUUCGGAAAGUGUGAAUUAAAUAGGUUCACCAUUAAAUUAGAACUGAAUUUCUCUACAUAUGAUGAUACACUAUUUUAAAAAAAACCUAGAGAGGGUUCUAAGCAGUAAUAUAAAGAUAAUAUUUUUUGGGCUGGUAAAAAAAAUGCCAAUCAUUUGAUCCUCAUUAAGUGUGCAUCUACUUAGAAUUGCUAUUGUUGUUAAUGACUUUCUAAACUUGCAUGAUCAUUGAAGGUGGAGGGGGCAAUGUAGUCACUUUACUGAUAUUUGCCACGAAACAAGGUUUGCCUUAUCCAAAUGCUACCUGGAUUCACCUGCUUCUGUAUAGACACAGGCUGAGUUUUCUCCCCCUACAUCAUUUUGCGUCUUGCCUGGUGCUUUGUUUUGCAGUAAAAGAGCAAGCUUUCUUCUUUAUUUCCCUAUGCUAAGGAUGUAAAGAAGGACUUCGACAUAGUUAUGUAUUUAUUUCCAACAAGCAAGUUAAAACCACUGUAAUAAAUACCUGGAGAAACUACACUAGAGCCUUGACAAUUUCAGAAAAAAGUCAAGCUGGUUAAUAAGUAAGAGGCAUUUUUACACAGGAUUCUCAUAAGGUUUUGAGCAGAUGUGCCUGUGGAUCUCAAAGAACAGCUGCAAGCUUUUGAAAGCUGGGAAAACGACAGAUUGUUGGAGGAAAAUGCAAAGCAGUGAAUGGAUUUUUCCCCACCUUGAUCCUUUGCAUAUAUGGCUUCUUCUCCUUGAUGAGACCAUCUGAGGCUUUCUUGACUCCUUAUCUUGCUGGGCCUGAUAAAAACCUGACUAUUGAUGAGGUGACGCAGCACGUUUUCCCUGUUUGGACAUACUCCUACUUGGCUCUACUAAUCCCAGUAUUCCUGAUCACAGACUAUGUACGCUAUAAGCCUGUCAUUAUCCUCCAGGGAGUUAGUUUCCUGAUCACCUGGCUGCUGCUUUUAUUUGCAUAUGGUGUGCCUGCCAUGCAGCUGGUGGAAUUUUUCUAUGGCAUGGUGACUGCCACAGAGGUUGCCUAUUAUGCCUACAUAUACAGUGUUGUCAGUCCUGACCAUUACCAAAAAGUCACUGGCUAUUGCAGAAGCAUCACUCUCGUGGCAUCCACCAUAGGUUCCUUGCUGGGCCAGCUUCUAGUCUCUCUGGCCCAUGUCUCUUAUUUUUACCUCAAUGCCAUAACCAUGGCCUCUGUCUCUGUGGCCUUUAUGUCUUCAUUUUUUCUACCCAUGCCUCAAAAAAGUAUGUUCUUUCAUAGAACGUCUUCCCCAGAAGCACCCAUCGGACCAACAGAUAAGGAUCCACCAAAUGUCUCAGGCCAGCCAAGCCACCAAUGGGAUCCGUGUGUUCCAACAACAUCAUCCGCCAACUUCCAGAAUGUGCCAGUAGAUCAACUGCCCAAAAUAAAAGACCAGAAUCGCUUUCUGACCGUGCUUCUCCAGCUCUGUAAAGACUUGAAGGAAUGCUAUACCACAAAGAAACUCCUUUACUGGUCAAUAUGGUGGGCAUUAGCCACUGCAGGAUUUAACCAGGUUUUGAAUUACGUCCAAGUACUGUGGGAUGCUAAAGCACCUUCCCAUAGCUCUCAAGUGUACAAUGGAGCUGUUGAAGCCAUAGCAACAUUCCUGAGUUCAGUAACAUCACUGGCUGUGGGAUAUGUGAAAAUGAACUGGGACCUUACAGGGGAGAUGGCGCUGGGAAUCUUCUCUGCCCUGGAUGCAGGUUCCCUGCUUCUGAUGCAUUUUACCAGCAACAUCUGGGUUUGCUAUGCUAGCUAUCUAGUUUUCAAGGCAUGUUAUAUGCUCCUUAUAACCAUAGCAACUUUUCAGAUUGCCAUCAGUCUCAGCAUGGAACGCUAUGCCUUAAUGUUUGGAUUCAACAACUUUGUUGCACUGCUAAUUCAAACUAUUGUGACUGUCACAGUGGUGGAUUCCAAAGGACUGGGACUGGAUAUUGGGACUCAGUUCCUAAUAUAUGGCAGUUACUUUGCAGUGAUAGCUGUGAUUUUCCUAAUCAGGAGUAUUUUUACGAUAACAUCACUCAAAUGCCAAAAGGAGUCAAAGAACCUGGUUGAAAAUCUUCAGAAGACUGAGGCAGAAGAGCAGAAUGCAGUCCGCUAUGACACAAGACUGUGACUUUAGCACCUUCAGCAAAAAACUACCUGAGAAUAAAGCUCAUUUUGGGGUUUGUUCAUCCACACAAUGUUAAUCAAGGAGGAGGAAGAAAUGGAAGCAAACAUGUUUGGUGCACCAUUGCAUUCCUAGUCAUUUGUGAGCCAGAGAGCAACUGCCUGGAGCAUCUUUCAAUUCCAAAUCAUUUUGCCAGGUCAUGGCUGUUUAUUUUUUUAUCAAUUGCAUUUUUCAAUUUCAAAAACAAAAAUAGAAUUUUGAAUUUUGUUGGUCUGAAUCUUCAGAAGUUAGGUUUAUCAUGUUUACACAACUUAUCGGACUAAAAUUUCCAGUUUUGGUCCUUGUUUAGCCUUCCUUAGUAUGAUAAGUUCACAUUCACCAAACGAAAGGUAAAUUAUGGCUUGUAAGUCACUUGUUGCAUGAGGUAAGUCACAUGGUAAACAUUGGACUGGCACUGAACAUACUACACAAGUGGGCAAGGUUUCUGGACUAUAAUCAGUGCCCUUUGGUGCUACACAUUUGUAGCUCUGCCUCCCUCUUGAAACUUGCAGCCUUUUGAAAUCAGGUGAAAACAUUGUUUUAAAAGACUCGUGGGCCCUCUCUGAUUUUCUGCUGUUUUGUGUACUUGCUGGAACUGCUUUGUUAAGCAGCAUAUAUUUCAAUGUUAUUUUCCAUAGUUUUAUUGUGAUUUGUAUAAAAUUUGUAUGGAUAUUAGUCAUCUUGCAGACUCAUUAGCUGAAAAAGCAGGAAAGGAAUGGAGUAAAUAAAUAGUGUGAAUAUUAAGUAUUUGCGAGAA